CUCACCCUGUCCUUGGAAUGGUUCUGGCUGGGUUGCAGCCUCUAGGUGAUGUGGGGGAAAUUCAGGACUGGUUUAGGGCGGGCCCAAGAUUCAGAACACAGGUUUCCUUGUUUCUGCUGGAGACGAGGGCAGGAGGAAACCGGAGACCCCAUUCCUCUCCUGGUCACUCUCUUGCUCUUAGUCAUCAUGGCUCGGUCCCUGGUGUUUCUUGGUGUCAUGGUCUUACUGUCAGCCUUCCCAAGACCUAGUGUGACUGGCCGCGCCAUGCCCAAGCUGGCUGACCAGAAGCUCUGCGCCGAUGAGGAAUGCAGCUACCCCAUCUCCAUGGCUGUCGCCCUUCAGGACUAUGUGGCCCCUGACUGCCGUUUCCUGACCAUACACAGGGGCCAAGUUGUAUAUGUCUUCUCCAAGCUGAAGGGCCGUGGGCGGCUCUUCUGGGGAGGCAGCGUUCAGGGCGAUUACUAUGGAGACAUGGCUGCCCGCCUGGGUUAUUUUCCCAGUAGCAUUGUUCGAGAGGACCAGACCCUGAAACCUGGCAAAAUUGAGGUGAAGACAGAUGUGAGUGUCCUGGGACUGGCAGGGAUGUGGAGGGACUCUUGGGUGUGA
Molecule: messenger RNA, 606 nt
Organism: Tupaia belangeri chinensis (Chinese tree shrew)
Lineage: Eukaryota; Metazoa; Chordata; Mammalia; Scandentia; Tupaiidae
Gene: MIA
Product: MIA SH3 domain containing
Exons: 3
Coding region: 49-606 (185 amino acids)
Biological process (GO): extracellular matrix organization
Molecular function (GO): protein binding
Source: RefSeq, a predicted model, not a curated record